GCAGAGCGCACUGUGUGGCGCUGUUCGGGCCGAGGACGCGGGUCUUCUGUUUCCUGGACGGGCUCAGCGGGUCUUCUGUUUCCUGGACGGGCUCAGCCGCGGUCCGUUUUGGCUUGGCCCACGUGCCUCUCGCCCUUGGGACGGCGUCUGAAGGAGACCCACCGGGAUGCAGAGGCCUGGCCUGGGGGAACACAUGGAAACCCCGAGCUUGCGAGCCGGCGCCGGCGGGCGGGCACGGGGCCUCCGCAGCGGUCUCGCGGCUUCCGCUGGCCGAGCGCUCGUGGGCUGGGCGGUGUCUCGGGGCAUGGCCGGUGGGGGCGGCGGAGCGCCAGCCGAUUGCCAGGGAGCCAGCCCCAGAGCCGCUGCGCACGUUUCAUAACCAGGCCUCAGGAGUGUCCUCUGCGGUGAGAGGGGUAGGACAGUGCCCUCCCGGGGGUGUGGGAGCGGACACGCGUGCUGCCUGGCCGGCGGGAGCACUCGCGGCGCCUUCGCGCCCGGGCUCUUCUGCGUGCGGCGGCGCGGGCUCGCUGGCAGUGGAAGCGUAUCGGUGCGAGUGCAGGAGCGGAUCGCGGUUGGAAGCGGGUAGUGAGUACGCUGGCGAGCGGCUGAGCUGCGGAGUGCGGGUGCGAUGGGAGAGUUCCCGUCUGGCUUCCCCGCCGUGUGAAGUGAAAGCUCUGCCCCCAUCUUACGGCGGCCCACUUAUGGAGUGCCCCAGAGGCGGCGUCUUGAAAGGAGCAGGGCUCGUGUGGACCUGCCCUUCGUCCCUCCUUGUAGUCCAUUUCUGGGCACCAUGGGCUCCACAGUGUGCUCAGAUGAACGACGUGAUGGCAGAGCUAGCCAGGGAACACCCCCAGGUCUCAUUUGUGAAGUUGGAAGCUGAAGCUGUUCCUGAAGUAUCUGAAAAAUAUGAAAUUAGUUCUGUUCCCACCUUUCUGUUUUUCAAGAAUUCUCAGAAAAUGGACCGAUUAGAUGGUGCCCACGCCCCAGAGUUGACUAAAAAGGUUCAGCGACAUGCGUCUAGCGGCUCCUUCCCACCCAGUGGUAAUGAGCACCCGAAGGAAGACCUCACCCUUCGCCUGAAGAAGUUAACUCACGCUGCCCCCUGCAUGUUGUUCAUGAAGGGAACGCCUCAGGAGCCGCGCUGCGGUUUCAGCAAGCAGAUGGUGGAAAUUCUUAACAAACAUAAUAUUCAGUUUAGCAGCUUCGAUAUCUUCUCAGAUGAAGAAGUUCGUCAGGGCCUCAAAACCUAUUCCAAUUGGCCCACCUAUCCCCAGCUCUAUGUUUCUGGAGAGCUCAUAGGAGGACUUGAUAUAAUUAAGGAGCUAGAAGCAUCUAAAGAACUAGACACAAUUUGCCCCAAAGCCCCCAAGUUAGAGGAAAGGCUCAAAGUACUGACAAAGAAAGCUUCUGUGAUGCUGUUUAUGAAAGGAAACAAACAGGAAGCUAAGUGUGGCUUCAGCAGACAGAUUCUGGAAAUACUAAAUAGUACCGCUGUUGAAUAUGAGACAUUUGAUAUCUUGGAGGAUGAAGAAGUUCGGCAAGGAUUAAAAACUUACUCCAAUUGGCCAACAUACCCUCAGCUGUAUGUGAAAGGGGAGCUUGUUGGAGGACUGGACAUCGUUAAGGAACUGAAGGAAAAUGGUGAGUUGCUGCCUAUACUGAAAGGAGAAAAUUAAUAAACGUUAGACUUGGUGCCCAGCUACUGCAAGAAAGACUUCAUUCCAGUGGAGCAGUUCAUGAUUUAGUCCUCAGAAGUGGACUAGGAAUAGAAAAUGCUCGUCCCCAGUUACGCUUUGUGUAUUUCACAAGGUUGUGCUAAAUAAACGUAUGUGACGUUUUUUCCACCAAAAAUAGAUUGCAAUAAACACCUUCAAGUUCAGUUAAAAAUAAUUGUGUAGAAAAGUGUGUCUUUACAGUGGUGUUAGACAUAUAGUUACUGUAAUUAACCCACUUUUCAUCUCCUUUUCAUCGUAUGUGGGCAUCUUGAAGCAGUUAAGAAAUAGACAGUCUUCAGAGAGUGGAGAACUGUGAGAGUCUGAACCACAGCAGCAUUUAGAGCCACUCAUAGACCAAACCAGUGGCUCCCCUCACUGGCCGAAGAUCUCUUUACAGCUCAGAGAAUUCCGCUGCAGACCUUGUCCUGACAGCAUCACUGAGCUGGGCCCUGGUGAAGUUGCAGUGGCCGUGUCAGGCGUCUGCAGAUUGAGGACCUGUCUCAGAAAGCCCCAGCAGCGUGGCACCAAGAAACGUUUGAGAGGAAGGUGACUUCUCAAUGGGUGCGUCAGCAAGGUUUCUUUCGUAACUUGUACAAGGAUGGUAGCCUGGUAGAGGGCAGAAUGGUGUUGUCGAGUUGUGUGUUACACAUCACAACUUAUUUUAAUCAUUGUAUUGAAAAUAUUGAUUUAGCCCUUAAGUAUGUUGAGAACAUCCCGAAUUGCAUGAAAAUUUCAAUAGUAUUUUGAUCCUGAAUCCAAUGUAUUGAAAAAAACAGUUGCUCCAGUAGGCCUGUGCUGUGCAUGCCUUAAACAGACGGUUGAAUCCACUGUCAAGGUUCUUAGACUUUUCUGGUACUCCUGGCACAUGUUAGCCUUGUUGAGUUUUGCCAGCCUGUCCAACUGAAAACUGGUGGUUGUAAGGAGAGGGGUGCAGAGGCCAGCAAUUUAGAGAGAGACAGGAGGAAAUGUAGGUUAGCCCCUCACCAGGGUGCUGGCUUUCCCUGUUUCUUGAGCGACAGGCCAUUUCUCUGCCUUUUGGUUGUGCGGAGAGGAGGGAGCUGAUGCGCUGGUGUGUGCUACAGAGGACAUCUGCACAAGAUCAGAAAGGUGGACGUGGCCUUGCUUCCUGCCGGGAGGAGGACACCCAUCAUGGUGUAUAUUCCUGCCACUGUGUGUAAUCAGGUGGGUCUCUUCCGGGCAUUAGUCUAUGAACUACAUUUUUCCACUUAAAAUGAAAAUAACUGUAUAAGCAAACCUUUAAAAUGCAGAUGGAAAUGGAAUUUUGACUGGAAUUUUAUUAAGCCAUUGGCUUCAGGGACGUGUGUGGCUCACAGAGCGGCCGCUAAUUUCCUUGUGUGCUUUAUCCUAAACCUAAAUCGUCUGCAUGCCGCUUUCGUGAUUUCUGCUCUCUCCACGAGUGCUACCUGCCCUGGUAUGUUUUUCUACUAAGUCAGAUUUUAACCUCACCUUAUCCCAAGCAACAGUGUCUUUGCUAUCACAACAGUAUCUUUACUAGGUUUUUUUUUUGUUUUUUGUUUUUUUU
This is a messenger RNA of Physeter macrocephalus (sperm whale), 3258 nucleotides long. It is a transcript of the gene GLRX3, whose product is annotated as glutaredoxin 3. Bases 702 to 1676 code for a protein of 324 amino acids. NCBI's taxonomy places the organism in Eukaryota, Metazoa, Chordata, Mammalia, Artiodactyla, Physeteridae. The transcript is spliced from 12 exons. Gene Ontology annotation, cellular component: nucleus; cytosol. The record is from RefSeq and is a predicted model, not a curated record. Gene Ontology annotation, biological process: intracellular iron ion homeostasis.